AUGGUGCUGCAAUACUGCACAGGAGGCACACUGGACAGCUUCAUCACAAGCAACAAAGCUGACCGAGCAGCCAUUCUGCAGUUACUGUGUGACACGGCAGAGGGCGUUGCUUACCUGCACGGCAGGAACGUCAUCCACGGAGCGCUCAAGCCUGACAACAUCUUGGUGGACAACUCCGGGCAGAGACCGGUUGUUAAGAUCGCUGAUUUCGGGCUUGUCCGUGCGUGUGAGCAGGGCGGCUGGGAUAUAAACACCUACCACAGGCAGGACGCUAACGGCACCCGGAUGUACCUGGCACCGGAGAUCAUAAGUCCGCUCAUGGCACAGCGACCCGAUCUCGUGAGGUACACCGCGGAGGCUGACGUCUUCGCCAUGGGUUUGAUUUUCACCGCGAUCUUGCAACUGGAUGAUCCCAUCAUCCCGGCGAAAGAUCCCGCCGCCCAAGGGACAAAUCCAGCCCUCCCGGGGGAAGAUCCAGCAGCCCAACUGCAAGCGACAGAUCCCGCAGAUCCAGUGACAGAUCCAGCCGCCCCAGCGAAAGAUCCAGCCAAAGAUCCCACCAAUACAGCGACAGAUCCAGCCGAUCCGGCGACAGAUCCAACCGCCAAAGCAACAGAUCCAGCCGCCCAGGCCAAAGAUCCAGCGGUUCCAUCCACUGAUCCCAGGGUUCCAGCGACAGAUUCCGCAGAUCCAGCCGUCCCAGGAAAACUCGUGCCUGCCCUUUACAUAAAUGAGAAACCCACGGCCAUAGCCGAGGUCAUGAUCGCAUAUCCGGGGCGCCCGGUGGCAGACUUGCUGAUGCCGAGUGAACCGCAAGAGCCCUGGUCCUGGCCAUGCUGGCGGUUUAUCCUCCUCAGAGACCGACAUCAGAACAGGUUCUCGGCUGCCUUAAAGAGAUCAUCAACUCUCCUCCUGGUGCCGUCGUCAAAACUCCAUCGUUGGCCCCACGGCCUCCUCACAUCGUGGUCGAUGUACCGGACGAGAGUUCUGAGACCUGCUGUGGUGCUUGCUGGAGAUGCGAUCCUGAGCACGACUGGUACAGCUGUGCGGGGAAAGGCUGUGGAUGGGUGAUCCUCCUGAUCAUCAUGUACGUCAUCGGAGUGCUGCUCCUAAUCGCUAUGGUCCUGUGCAUCAUUCUCUUCGCCAUAUACACCGGGAACAAGAUUCCCGAAAGCACUGGUGGCGGCGAAACUCGGAGGGUAUCUCAGGUCACCCAUGUUCAGGUACAGCAGUCAAAUGCACAGUUAAAUCAGCUGGCAGUCUCCUCCAAUUCACU
Messenger RNA from Branchiostoma belcheri (Belcher's lancelet), 1276 nucleotides. Its product is annotated as mitogen-activated protein kinase HOG1-like. Gene Ontology annotation, molecular function: ATP binding; protein kinase activity. The transcript is spliced from 7 exons. Lineage: Eukaryota; Metazoa; Chordata; Leptocardii; Amphioxiformes; Branchiostomatidae. The annotation marks the transcript as partial. The record is from RefSeq and is a predicted model, not a curated record. Gene Ontology annotation, biological process: protein phosphorylation.